Messenger RNA from Cladophialophora immunda, 2911 nucleotides. RefSeq lists its product as uncharacterized. NCBI's taxonomy places the organism in Eukaryota, Fungi, Ascomycota, Eurotiomycetes, Chaetothyriales, Herpotrichiellaceae. The record is from RefSeq and is a predicted model, not a curated record. The coding region runs from base 160 to 2673 and encodes 837 amino acids. Gene Ontology annotation, molecular function: ATP hydrolysis activity; ATP binding. Gene Ontology annotation, biological process: intra-Golgi vesicle-mediated transport; SNARE complex disassembly; Golgi to plasma membrane protein transport. Gene Ontology annotation, cellular component: Golgi stack. The transcript has 2 exons.
CAGGUGCGGCGCAGUUUGGGGUCUUGAAACAGUCCUGGAAUUGUCGUGCCUAUUUAUGAUAAUCCUGUCUGUAAAUCUGUCCUCUGUUUCGAGAUUUGGUGUUCAGUCACCGCCCCUUCCAGCCUUCACCCUUUCCAUCUCACACUUCUCACUUCAGCUAUGUCCUUCCUAAACAGAAACAACCUAUUCGGUGGCUCAGGGCAGCAGCCUCCGCGCGAUCAGUAUGGCCAGCAACCAUCCCCCCAGCGAGGAGGGCGUCCUUCUUAUCCCCCCGGCGGCGGCGGCGGCGGCUACGAUACACACAUGAACGGUUACGACUCUCCGCGACAGGGGUAUGGCAGUCCUGGCCUGCCUGCGAGAAACAUGCCUCCACGACCCAUGGGCCACCAGCAGAGUCCUAGUCGAGGAGCUCCUGCGAGAAGUCGGAGUGCUGUCAUGACCCUACAACCUGCAAAAUCUCCAGAUAAUUCGUAUACCUUCCGCAACCUCGUGGCUGUUUCCUCGCAAGACGUUCCUCCUUCCUACGAUGGCACCGACGUCUUCCUGCUUAUCAACGGCAUGUAUGUCGUUUCAGCUCGACCUCUCGAUGCUUUUCCACGAGGCAGCAUUGGUCUCUCCGAACCCCAAAGGUCUUGGAUGGGAGUGGCCUUGACGGAUCUCCUGCAGGCAGAAGUCUACGAUCCCUUCAGCCAGGGAGGGCAGGCAUACAUUGGUGCGAUGGAUAUUGAAAUUGGGUUCGCCAGCACGAGAAAGACUACAGACACGCCGUACGAUCAAGAUGAUCUGGCCAAAGAGAUUACAAAAUUAUUUAACAGCCAAAUGUUCGCCCCGGGUCAGCGAUUCCUGAUGGACCUUAAAAGCAUUCCCCUCAACUUCACAGUGAAGACAGUACAACUGGCCGACUUGAGUGAAAAAGCGGCGCCCACAACGUCGGAUCCUCAUGCGCGAGGCAUUUUGACACCUCAAACCCAGAUCAACUUUUUCAAGGAUGGGAAGACGCCUAUAAAUCUCAAGGCAUCCUCGCGUCGGCCUGCCGCCAAUUCGAUCAUUGCCCCUGACUUCAAAUUUGAGGAUAUGGGCAUUGGUGGUCUGGAUGCCGAGUUCGUUACCAUUUUCCGAAGAGCAUUUGCCUCCCGCGUCUUUCCUCCCGGGCUUGUGGACAAGCUAGGCAUCCAGCACGUCAAGGGAAUCUUACUCUACGGUCCUCCAGGUACAGGAAAGACAUUGAUUGCGCGACAAAUCGGCAAAAUGCUCAAUGCGAGAGAACCAAAGGUCAUCAACGGUCCCGAAGUGCUGAACAAGUAUGUCGGUCAGUCCGAAGAAAAUAUCCGGAAACUCUUUGCCGAUGCAGAGAAGGAAUAUAAAGAAAAGGGAGAUGAAUCCGGCCUCCACAUCAUCAUCUUUGACGAAUUGGAUGCUGUCUGUAAGCAAAGAGGCAGCGGUGCCGGCGGGGGCACGGGCGUGGGAGAUAGUGUUGUCAACCAGCUCCUCUCCAAGCUUGACGGCGUGGAUCAAUUGAACAACAUCCUUCUGAUCGGCAUGACGAAUCGGAAAGAUAUGAUUGACGAUGCUCUUCUACGGCCCGGCCGUCUUGAGCUCCACAUGGAAAUAGCCCUGCCAGACGAACACGGCCGAGCGCAGAUUCUGAAGAUCCAUACGCAAAAGAUGCGUGACAAUAAGGUGCUCGACCCGGAUGUCGACCUCCUGGAACUCGCUCAUAAGACCAAGAACUUUUCUGGUGCCGAGAUUGGCGGUCUGGUCAAGUCCGCCACGUCGUUUGCCUUUUCUCGACAUAUCAAGGUGGGCACGAUGGCGGGGAUCACGGACGACGUGGCAGAUAUGAAAGUUAAGCGUGCCGAUUUCGAAAGCGCUCUAGAAGAGGUAAAACCGGCGUUUGGCGUCUCAGAGGAGGAGCUUUCGUACUGCCUCCGGGGAGGCGUCAUUCACUUCUCACAGUAUAUCAAGGAUGUACUUGAGGAAGGGAAAUUGUUUGUGGAACAGGUGCGCAAUCCGAAUUCCACUCCGCUCUUCGCAGUGUGCCUCCACGGGCCGCCUGGCUGUGGAAAGACGGCGCUUGCAGCCAAGAUUGCAAUCGACAGCGGAUACCCAUUCAUCAAGCUGGUCAGCAAUAAGGACACGUUGGAGAUGUCGGAAUCCCAGAAGAUCUCCUACCUGAGUAAGGUGUUUAUGGACGCAUACAAAUCGCCCAUGUCGUGCGUGGUCCUGGACGACGUGGAAGAAUACACCGAGUGGACGCCCAUCGGCCCUCGAUUCUCCAACCCCAUACUGAAAACCCUCGUCGCACUGUUACGCAAAGCGCCACCACCAGGACGAAGCCUGCUGAUCAUUGUGACGGCGACGGAACGCUCAGUCCUGCAACAAUUAGAUUUCUGGCGGCACUUUAACAGCGACAUUCCCGUCGCCAAUGUGCGCACCUACGACGAACUGGAAUUUGUCAUGAGAGAAUCCAAAGGAUUUGAAGGAGGGGAGAUUUCCAGGGCGAUUGCAGAGAUCCGGGACAUCACGCGCAGCGAGGUUGUGGGAGUGGGCAUCAAGCAUGUGCUACAGGCAAUUGAGACGGCCAAAUACGACGCCGAUCGUGUCACUCGGUUUGCAGGGACUCUGAGCAGGGUCAUCGCCGAGCGCGGAGAGGGGAGUGGUGGAUUUCGUUGAUGCAGAAUAGGGGGAUGAGGUUGAAUGACAUGAGAUCUUUGGGCGCCUAUACUUUGGACGAGCUCUAGAAAGGAAAAUGGCAUUCACAUGAUGAAUGAUAUUGCGCGAAGUUGUCAUCCUGAAGCAUAGAUGGCUAGGGAAGAAUCGUCCUGCCAUGGUUUCUUUGAUAUCCAAGCAGCUUGACACGGUCUGUUUAUAUAGAAUGAAGCGCACACAAGCUCAUGAGGCUGUUCACCGG